This is a messenger RNA of Candidozyma auris, 402 nucleotides long. RefSeq lists its product as uncharacterized. Gene Ontology annotation, biological process: chromatin remodeling. Gene Ontology annotation, cellular component: Ino80 complex. The transcript has a single exon. The record is from RefSeq and is a predicted model, not a curated record. The coding region runs from base 1 to 402 and encodes 133 amino acids. NCBI's taxonomy places the organism in Eukaryota, Fungi, Ascomycota, Pichiomycetes, Serinales, Metschnikowiaceae.
AUGAGUGAGCUGGGCCUGCAAACGCCAAAGGAUAAUUCCGAAGCUCAGCGGCUCUCCUAUAUAACCACCAAAGAACAUUCAUUCAAGAGAAACGCCGCGAAACCCCGUGGUUCCAAAAGAUACAAGACCUCUAAGCAGAUCGUCGCCGACGAAAUUCGGUACCUACAAUCGAAGAAACUCGCUAUCGACACUCCCACUUGGACAUCGAUUGUGGCUCCUCCGAGCUUGAAACCACAAAAACAUUACUGUGACAUCACGGGGUUGGAAGGAAAGUACAAGAGCCCUUCGAAUGCAUUGAGGUUUCACAAUGUGGAGAUUUACCAAGAAGUGAUCAAGCACAUGCCGCCAGGCAUUGACCAGGAGUAUUUGAGCUUGCGUAACGCCAACGUGGUGCUCAAGUGA